This is a messenger RNA of Pseudomassariella vexata, 1562 nucleotides long. Its product is annotated as cytochrome P450. The coding region runs from base 1 to 1410 and encodes 469 amino acids. Lineage: Eukaryota; Fungi; Ascomycota; Sordariomycetes; Amphisphaeriales; Pseudomassariaceae. The record is from RefSeq and is a predicted model, not a curated record. Gene Ontology annotation, molecular function: oxidoreductase activity, acting on paired donors, with incorporation or reduction of molecular oxygen; heme binding; iron ion binding. The transcript has 5 exons.
AUGGUCUAUUUCGUCGAUAACUUGAUCAGGAAAAGGAGGCAGUUGGAUGGCCUGCCCCAACUACCGAUGCAGAACAGGCUCCUGGGUCAUCUUCACAUAGCAGAUGAGGUAACCAAACUCUUUCCACCCGGAGUUCACGCACACGUGUGGAGCGAGCACGUACGAACCAAAUACAAGCUGCCCAAGGUUUUCUAUCUUGACUGGCGGCAAUUUGGGCCUUUGGGGUUGUACAUUGGCGAUCCCGUGGUGGCGUCCAAGUAUGUGACGACGACGCAGUCUCUUCCCAAGAAUCCGCUGGCACGAGUAUACCUCGAGACUUUCCUAGGCCGCAAUGACAUGGUGACGGCCGAGGGUGUGCACUGGGAUUCGCUGCGGUCUAUCUUCAACCCAGGCUUCUCGCUGGGCAACAUUAUCACCCUGACGGAUUCAAUUGUGCAUGCCCGCGUGACUUUCGGCGAUGUGAUCCACACCAAGGCUGAGACCAGCGAGUUGUUAUGCUCGAGGAGCAGUGAACCUGCCAGGCGUCCGUGGAAGCUGUGGUCCAACGGAAGGAGGCUAAAUGCUGAGAUUGGAAAGGAGUUUGACCUCAAAAUCCGACGGCGGGCCGAGCAAACGGCACCUGGGGAAAAAGGGGCCAUACAUAAGAAGAAACGUUCCGUCAUCGAUCUGUCCCUCAACGCCUACGAGAAGGAGACUUCAAUGUUCAUCAACGAUGGUUGGACCGCUUUUUUCCACCGAGCACGGCAAGAAACAGCCGACAUAUUAAAGCAGGACCCCUACCUGGUCAACAAGCUCGAGUAUACGACGACCGUCAUCCGCGAGACGAUGCGCAUCUUCCCGGCCGCCAGCACGGUGCGUUGCCGCCCGACCCCAGGCAAGGCUGAGGCAGGGGUCCUGGGCUUCGUAAUUGAGUCUGAGACACGUAAGCAGAUCCCCAUGCUCGCAGAUGCCAUGUUGCGGCCCGUGGCCCACAUGAUACACCGCAACACUCGCUUCUUCCCCAACCCCCUGAAGUUCAUCCCCGAACGCUUGAUUCAGUCACAGACGGCCUUCCCCGAGAAGAAGCUCUUCACCGACGCCGGUAAGGACGCCUUCAGGCCCUUCGAGAAGGGACCACGCAGUUGCAUUGGCCAGGAGCUGGUCAUACUCGAGGUCAAGGUUAUCCUGGCCUUAACCGCUAGAGAGUUCGAUUUCGUGCUAGAAUAUCCGGGUGAGGAAGCCGACGUACGCUAUCCCACGCCUGAGAACAUGGUCGAUGAGUUGAGCGAUAAUACCAAGUAUGGGAAGGCCAUCCGCGCCGGCACCACAAAAAGGGACCGCUUCGAAGGACAUCGCGUGUAUCAGCGCUUGAUGAGCGCCGCCAAACCCAAUGGUGGGUACCCGGGUCGCAUUUAUUUUCAUACUUGGUGAUUGUCACCUCUAUCCACGUUAGCCGGGUUCAAGUCUUCGCACAUAUUGUCGAUAUAAGGUAGAGCACACCCGUGGGGACUAUUCUUCUUCCACAAAUCUACAAAAGAAUAUCAAACGGUCAGUCAACCUUGAAAAUCUGCCAUCUUUGUUGC